ACACUAGGCAACACUGUCAAACAGCUGAUUUUUGUUGAUUGUUUUGAGGAAAACACAAAGUAUUUCUUUAAAAUUAACUUUUAUUCCGACUUUCAAGCGCCAAAAGUAACCAAAACCAACAAAAUGGGAACCUGGGUGCUGGAGGUGGCCAAGAUGGGCAUGUACAUGGCCUUCCCGGUGGCGCUGUUCCACCUGUUCAACCAGCCGGAAUAUUUCGAGGAGUGGGUGACCAAAAAGAAGCGGGAACUCUAUCCGCCGGAGAGCAAGAGCCACCACGAGGAGCUGCAGCGGGCCAUACGGGAGCACCAUGCCCAGCACGACGCCAAAAUGAUGCGGGCCAUGCAGGAGGCGGAGGGCAAGAAGUAGCCGCUUUAUUUCCAUCAAUCCAGCGCUAAUCCCACGUUAUAUAAGCGGGGGCAAACAAACAACCAACUGAUGCUCCGGAUGGAUGGGUGACUAACUGCUCUGUAACAACGUAAUAAAGACUUGCAUUAUAACCGAA
Messenger RNA from Drosophila elegans, 502 nucleotides. RefSeq names its product protein PET100 homolog, mitochondrial. Gene Ontology annotation, biological process: mitochondrial respiratory chain complex IV assembly. Lineage: Eukaryota; Metazoa; Arthropoda; Insecta; Diptera; Drosophilidae. The transcript has a single exon. The record is from RefSeq and is a predicted model, not a curated record. Gene Ontology annotation, cellular component: mitochondrion; mitochondrial inner membrane. Bases 124 to 366 code for a protein of 80 amino acids.